CCAGCUGCUUUUCUUAAUUCUGCCCAGCACUUCCGUCCCCUGCCCUCACCUGCUCUCCCAGGACAGCUGCAUCCCGCUUGCCUGGCCAUGCGGUGGCUGUGGCCCCGGGCUGUCUCUCUUGCUGCGGUAUUGGCCGUGGUCUCUGGGGGUGCCCCCUCGACUUCGAGUGGGCACAGAGUCAAGACUGAGGAGCAGCCGAACAGACUCCGGAGAGGCACCGAGGAUGAGGAGCCCAAGAAGGUGCAGCAUUAUGUGCCUGAGGAGUGGGUCGAGUAUCCCCGGCCCAUCCACCCUGCUGGCCUGCAGCCCACUAAGCCAUGGGUGGCCCCCAGCCCCAACCCGGAGAAGGAUGGGUCCACCCCAGGCAGCGGGCAGGAGCCGAGGGGCAACCUGACAGGGAUGCCAGGGCAGAGACUUCAGAUUCAGAAUCCCCUGUACCCGGUGACCGAGAGUUCCUACAGCGCCUAUGCCGUCAUGCUCCUGGCCCUGGUGCUGUUUGCUGUGGGCAUUGUGGGCAACCUGUCGGUCAUGUGCAUCGUGUGGCACAGCUACUACUUGAAGAGUGCCUGGAACUCCAUCCUCGCCAGCCUGGCCCUCUGGGAUUUCCUGGUCCUCUUCUUCUGCCUCCCGGUUGUCAUCUUCAAUGAGAUCACCAAGCAGAGGCUGCUGGGGGAUGUUUCCUGCCGGGCCGUGCCCUUCAUGGAGGUCUCCUCCCUGGGAGUCACCACCUUUAGCCUCUGUGCCUUGGGCAUCGACCGCUUCCACGUGGCCACCAGCACCCUGCCCAAGGUGAGGCCCAUCGAGCGGUGCCAGUCAAUCCUGGCCAAGCUGGCCGUGAUCUGGGUGGGCUCCAUGAUCCUGGCCGUGCCUGAACUCCUGCUGUGGCAGCUGGCACAGGAGCCAGCCCCCGCCGUGGGCACUGUGGACUCGUGUAUCAUGAAACCUUCCGCCAGCCUGCCCGAAUCCCUCUACGCGCUGGUCAUGACCUACCAGAAUGCCCGCAUGUGGUGGUACUUUGGCUGCUACUUCUGCCUGCCCGUCCUCUUCACUGUCACCUGCCAGCUGGUGACGUGGAGGGUACGGAGCCCCCCGGGCAGGAAGCCCGAGUGCCGGGCGGGCAAGCACGAGCAGAGCGAGAGCCAGCUAAACAGCACUGUGGUCGGCCUCACGGUGGUCUACGCUUUCUGCACGCUGCCCGAGAACGUGUGCAACAUCGUGGUGGCCUACCUCUCCACGGAGCUCAGCCGCCACACCCUGGACCUCCUGGGCCUCAUCAACCAGUUCUCCACCUUCUUCAAGGGCGCUGUCACCCCGGUGCUGCUCCUGUGCGUCUGCAGGCCGCUGGGCCAGGCCUUCCUGGACUGCUGCUGCUGCUGCUGCUGCGGGGAUUGCGGCGCGGCCGCCCAGGCUUCGGCCCCCGACAGCCCGGCCAGCAAGCUCAAGACCGAGGUGUCUUCCUCCAUCUACUUCCACAAGCCCAGGGAGUCACCCCCGCUCUUGCCCUUGGGCACACCUUGCUGAGUCCAGACCAGGGUGGGGUGGGGACAUGGGGACCAGGGCUGAGCCGGUGGGGAGGAGGUGCCACCCUAGCUCAUCGGGGCAUCUGCUGAUUCUUUCCCAGAGAGGUUUUGCUUGGCUGCCCGUCUUGCUGUUUAGGGGUGAACUCCGAUUGUUUUGUCAAAGUUUGGGCUUGUUGAAGCCCAACUCCCCCCCACACACACACCAAGGAGGGUCAUUCCUGUCCUCUGAAGGACCUACCAGCCCUGUCCUUUCCACGGGUGGACAAUGAUCUUUCCGGGACCUUAGCACUGCCCAGGAUCUCAGUCCUGCCAGCUGGGAACCAGGAUCGGGCCUUCCUUCUCUUGGCUGCAGCCUGACUUCCCUCUUUGGCAUUGGAACCUGACUGUAGGUUCACCAAGCUCCUUCCUAGGCAUCACUUCCCCGCCCCUGCCUGGACCCUAUUCUGGGACAGAGGCUUCUUGGGGGCCCAGCCCAGCCAGGCUCAGAACGCUGUUCUCUUCUAGAGGAUUCUCUUACCUCUGUCCUUACCCCUGGUUCUCUUGUCCAAAUCCCCCUCUUAUUAGGUGCUUUUCUAUAGAAGGCUCCUCUGAAAAUAAAUAAACUAGGUAGCACUACCCCCGUGCCUUCCGCACUUUCUUGUGCCAUGUCUAGCAGCAUCCAGACGCACACCCAGCCCUUCCCCAGCGCCAGGCAGUGCCCUAAUAAUGCUUUUGCCUCUGGCCCCCUGGGGUAGCUGUCCUGCCCAAGGUAGGAGGACUCCAAAGAUAGUGUGGGACAAAGAAAAGGGAGGCUUGGAGAACGGGGGGGACUAAGUCCCUAUCCAGAGCUAAGCCCAGGCAGCCCUGGGAAAUCACAGGCUACCCACUCGCCUUUCUGGAGCCCCCACCUUCAUUUUCUCUUUCUCUCCACAAAGCUCCUAUUUGAGGGACUCCGGAGGCCUUCCCUCUGUGAGCCACGGGGCUUCCCGGCCUUCCUCAUUCUGACAGCAGCUCUUGUUCAGUUUCACAGAAUAGACUGUUUGGCCUUUGGAUGGCCCAGCUGCCUGUCCCUUGCCUGCCCCUGCCCUACCUCCCAUGCCACCCUUCCCACCAGGGAGUUCCACCCUAGGUCCUCAGCAGACCCCGCACUUCUUCCUGCUGGCCCUUGUCCUUGAAGUCACUUCCCCCAGCUCCAUCCCUGAGGUCCUUCCCAAGGGCCCCCUUCACCCUGCGAACUGGGCGGGAUAUGAGCCAUCAGCCCGGCUCUCUUUGGAACUGCCCUCCCUCCCCAGGAGCCCAGCCCUCUAUCUGUCAGAGACUCCCGCCCAUUAUGCCUAGUAGCAUGGGUCCCUAGGGGCAAGGGUUCUUGAGUGACCGUCUCUAUUCCCCUCUGUCCAUCCACCCACACCCCUGAGCCUCAGCCCACCCAGUGCCCAAGUCUCCCUCCCCAUCACUAGGGAUCUGAACAGCCUUGUUCUUGCUCCCUGGCACCCACCCUCCAGGGCUGGUGAUGUCGGCCAAGAGAGAGGGAGGCUGUUGCUAGGUGAUGGGGCUGCCAUGUGCACUCCCUUUGUGCUGGGGAAUGACACCCACCCAUUUCUCGGCAGACCUGUUGCUACAGUGACCAACACCCCCCCCCCACCUCCCCACAACCCCGCUUUGUCUUUAGAAAGCUGGUGGUGGAGUGGCUGAAGAGGGGCAAAGGUGGGCUUGUGGUUUUGAAGCCAGAGGGGACAAGGCAUGUUUCCCCUUCUUUGCCCCCCACCCCAGCCCUGCAUGCACCAAUAGUUUCCUAAGGGAGGCAGAAGGGGGCCUGGGUGAAGUGAGGUGAAGUUGGGGACAGAGAAAGGGCUGAGGAUAGAAGGCUCAAGGGGAGGGGAGGUGCUGCCAUAUCCUGUUUGGGGGCCUUUUCUACAAAGGGCCACCCUCUGGCCCUCCUUCCUGCUGGCUGGCCGGCUCAGAGCUGAAGGGGGAGAGAUGGUGGCUUCUAGACCUUGCUGCCGCUACUCCCUCCCAGGCCCGCCAACGUGAAUGGCUUAUAGAUUAGUCAGCAGGCCAGCCGGCCUUGGGAAAGAGCCACUGUCCCUUUAGC
Molecule: messenger RNA, 3591 nt
Organism: Jaculus jaculus (lesser Egyptian jerboa)
Lineage: Eukaryota; Metazoa; Chordata; Mammalia; Rodentia; Dipodidae
Gene: Gpr37l1
Product: G protein-coupled receptor 37 like 1
Exons: 2
Coding region: 88-1521 (477 amino acids)
Biological process (GO): adenylate cyclase-inhibiting G protein-coupled receptor signaling pathway; positive regulation of MAPK cascade
Cellular component (GO): signaling receptor complex; plasma membrane
Molecular function (GO): G protein-coupled peptide receptor activity
Source: RefSeq, a predicted model, not a curated record